Ceutorhynchus assimilis (cabbage seed weevil) is the source of this 2501-nucleotide messenger RNA. NCBI's taxonomy places the organism in Eukaryota, Metazoa, Arthropoda, Insecta, Coleoptera, Curculionidae. The record is from the annotation of a GenBank genome assembly.
UGAAGGUUGAAUCAAUAACGAUAAGUGUGUUCAUUGUGUAACUUUGUGCUUUAUAUGUUUGAGUAACAAUAAUUUAACAAUUAAGUGCAAAAGUGUGUAUGUAGAUUGGUUUUUAUCGCGAAAAAAAAAACUAUCACUAAAAAUAAUAGAGUGCUAUAGUUUAUUUAAAAAAAAAAAGUUCUGAGUUAAGAUCGAGCAAAAUAUUAAAUAUACUAUAGAAGUGUUUAUCCGCGUGUUCAUUUUCCCCUCCACUGUUAUACACGAGGACUCGUCAUCCAUCAUGCUCCGUGACGUCAUAACUCGGGAUUGGUAGUCGGGCUGUCACGUGGUUCGUUAAUUGAGCCCGGUAGGCGGGAAUCGUGGAGUGGAGUGGGGCUAGAAGGGAGGUCGGCUCCCCGACAAGUCGUUGCCUUUAGAGAAUUCCCAUAAAAUUAUUAAUGACUAUGAGUUCGUUUCUGAUGAACCCCGUUUCGGGUUAUCAACAACCGCAACACAUUUCGGCAGGUGUUGUGGUCGAUCCGAAGUUUCCGCCCAGCGAAGAGUACAGCCAAAGUAGUUAUAUACCGUCCGCGACCGAUAAUUUUUUCGGCAAUCACCACUUGAAUCAGCCUCAACAUCUCCAAUACGGAUACCACAAUCAUCAUCACCAUCAAGCCAGCUAUGGAACGUCUUUGCCUCUAUCGAAUUCCGGCUACGGUAGUUACGGUAACUAUUAUCAUCACCAGUUACAUCAUCCUUCGCCUCCGCUGCACCAAGUCCGUCCCGUUCAACCUCUUCACGAACCAUCGCAAAAUCAACUCCUCAACUGUGCCUCUUUACCGGACGGUCAUCCGAACCAUCCGCCUCCGACAACGACACCCUCGAACAUACUCCACAGUAUUGCGGACAUUUCUCCGAACGUGUCGCAACCGAGUGACGUGAACAGUAGUGUGUGUAGUCCAGCUUCAGUUGGACAUGGACAAGAUUCCAGAGGUUCGCCUCCUGGAUCGCAUUCGUUACAAGAACUAGGGUUACGGUUAGAGGAUGGCGUGUCCGAUGAACACGACGAGUUGGACGAUCAUGGUAGUUCGACUAAUAACGAUGAAGAUGACGAUGACGAUGAGAAUGGUGAUAGGCAGAUUUAUCCUUGGAUGCGGAAAGUACAUGUCGCUGGAGUUGUUUCGAAUGCGCAUGACAUUUCGUCUAAUGGCACAAACGGUGCCUUCGCCCCAGGAAUGGAACCCAAACGCCAAAGAACGGCCUAUACCCGGCACCAACUCCUCGAAUUAGAAAAGGAGUUCCACUAUAACCGCUACCUGACUAGAAGAAGGCGGAUAGAGAUCGCCCAUGCGUUGGUUCUCAGCGAGCGACAGAUUAAAAUAUGGUUCCAGAACAGACGAAUGAAGUGGAAGAAAGAUAACAAAUUGCCAAACACGAAAAACGUCAGGAGGAAAACGAACCCUGCGGGCGUCACGACGACAGCGUCGGGAGCGACCGCAUCGGGGAACAACGGCAAAUCGGCGUCGAAGGGCGGCAGAGGGAGCAAGGCGCAGAAUAGCGCCGCUCAACAGCAGGGAAACAACAAUGACAAGAGGAAAAACAACAAUACACGAGAACCUAUCGAUGGUUUAGGUGACAACAUGUUAGAUAUGUCCCUGAGUGCCCAUAAUCUACCGACAACUAUAUCUGGUCACUCGCACGCACAUCCAAUGAGCAAUUCUCUGCACCAUAAUUCAUUGAUGGAUCCAACUCUGAGUCAUUUGGCACCUCUAGCGUCACCGAAUAGUUGUAUUCCAGGCGGAGGUGCACCUCCAGUGAUUAAGCCUGAUUACGAUUUAACAGCGUUGUAAUGGUAGAAAUUAAAAAUUGUGACAAUAUAGUGGGGUGGAUUUUUGGCUUUUGUGAAAAGGUGAUAGUGAUUUUAUGGUGUUUUAUGUUUUAAAAUAAAUAUUUUAGCGGAUUCAAAUUGUUAAAGAUAACUAGGUAGAAUGUACACUUGGACACAAUUUCUUGUACCUACAUAAGCAAAUUAAUGUUGACAAUAUUUCUAUAGUGUUUGCAAUAAAUAAAAUAUUCGCGAAAAAGAUUAUAUAAAUACAUAUAAAUAUUGUAAAUAAACAAUUUUGUAUUUUAAAUAGAAAUUAUUUUAGUUUUUGUCAUGAUUUAUAAAUUCAACCCUGAUAAUUAAUGACGAUGGGGACUAAUAUAAUAUAAUAGCGUGUCUUCUAUAUUUUGACAACAUUUGGUUUCCAAAUAAAUAUAAAUAAAUAAAUACGUUUAUUUGUAAUUGAAAUUUUACGUGCCAUUUUUCAGUAGCAAUCUAUUAUUGUGGCAAUUUUAGCUAGGGACUAUUUUAACGAAAUUUUAAACUCUUUUGUAUUUUUUUUGUAAAUAAAUUAUAUUUUUUUCCUUCUGCUGUAAGUUGUAAACCCCAGUGUGAUUUUUUUAAAAUGUGAAUAAUGUUGGUAAAUAUCUAAAAUUGUACAAAAUAAAAAUAAUAUGAUAUAGAAAUAAAUUGGUAA